Messenger RNA from Cucurbita pepo subsp. pepo (vegetable marrow), 4264 nucleotides. The record is from RefSeq and is a predicted model, not a curated record. NCBI's taxonomy places the organism in Eukaryota, Viridiplantae, Streptophyta, Magnoliopsida, Cucurbitales, Cucurbitaceae.
AAAAAAGUCAAAGCCCUAGUUUGACCACCUCUGUUUUCUCCCCCUUUUCCUCACUUUUCUUGUCUUCCUCCUCCCAGCCUUUGUCACGAUUAUCACUCUAGCGGCAAGCAGUAGAACUUCGGCGUGCGCAAAAUCUUCUUCCGACCAACCCCUGCGGCGUGGCUGUACUUACGCGAUUGAAGCGCUUCUUCCGCAGUGACACUUCAUCGGUUAAUGCACAAUAAGCAACAAACUUCUUUGAACUUGAACCAGGAAAUAUCCAAGUGAUUUAGAGGUGAAAUUUUGUUUAAUCAAAUCGUUCAAUGAGAUCGGUUCAGCAUAGAAUUCAGCUCGAUUAGUUUCUGAAGGCAUUUUCUCUGUCGAGCUAGCUUAAGGAAGUUUCUCAAAAGGGAUUCUAAGAACGUUCAUCCUUGCACAAGUAUGCCGUCAAAGGGAAAGAAGAACUCAAAGACACUCUCUAGAUUAUCAAACUCGAACCACUCUCAAUCUCCAGUGUCACGAUUGGCAAUACCUCCUGCCUCUGAAGUUUGUGAAGAUGAUUUUCUUUCCUCUAUUGAAGAAGCUUCAAGUAAAUAUCCUUCUUUGAUAGGUAAAUCUGCUUUUGUUGGAAGAGUUACUAAUGCUUCAGUUCAAUCUACUGGCUGCAAAGUUUGGGUUUCUGAAUCUUCUAUGGUUUCUUCUAGCUUCACCCAAGGGGCUAUUGUCUCGAUAGCACUUAGUUCCGUGGGAGAUAACAGUUCCAAAGGCUUUCCUCUUUCCUCGUUAGCAGAUGAAUGUGGUAGGCACUUUGGGGUUGAUUAUGGAGAUUCAUUAAACCAUGAAGCGGGAAAUUACUUUGUUCUUGCGAGAAUUUUCUCUUCUAGUAAGGAGUUAAAUGAUGGAGUGCAAUUAUCAACAACCCUGUCGUUUACCUUGGGUUGCCCUACAAUUGGUCGUGUUGUGUUUAUCUUCCCGUUAAAGACCCAUGUAUGCAAUGAUGCAUUAAAUGAAAAUGGGAAAUUGAAAAGCACAGAAGUUGAAUCUCUGGGAAUAUACAAUUGUAAGGAACUGUUCCUGGAGCUAGUUUCUUCAACCAAUGUAUCAAAAAAAGACAGCUUAUUCUCUUCCUCAACUAUUUAUUCAAGGAAGGUUCAUGGUCAUAGUGAAAAUGGUAAUUUAGCAUCCCCAAGCACCAUGCUGUCUACAUCUCCUAAAUGUGAUGAUGCAGUAUCAAAUUUACUUGUAGAGAGGCCAUGCGCUCAUUCACUUAUUAAGGAGGCCUUAGGAGAUGAUAGUGUUAGAAAAACUCUACAGACGAUUGCUUCCAAUGAGUUGUAUAAACGUUGUUUGCUGCGGGGUAAUCUUGUAACUUUCCCAGUACUUUCAGAUCUUUGUACAUUCCAUGUGAGGGGUGGUAAAGGACUGUCAGGAUAUGAUGACUCGCACGAUUCUAUGCACAGUGGAAGCGACUCUAUGCACAGUGGAAGCGACGAUCAUUUUCAACAUUUUUCAUCAAAUGAAUAUGUGGAUUAUGUUUUCAGUAUAGACCAGUUGACAAAAGUAUUUAUAAAUGUUCAAUCAACUACAGUCUCAGAGACAGUGCAAGAAAGAGUUUCAUCAAAAGUGGAUCCUCAAAAUCUAAAUAUGAGAGCUAAAGUAAAGCCUAAAGUUUGGAAAUUGGGUGGUCUUUCUAAAGAAUAUUCAGUUUUGAAGGACAUCAUAAUUGCCUCAUCAUUAAAUAACACCGUGUCAAGCCUUGGUUUACGAACCACAAAGGGUGUACUUCUUCAUGGUCCUCCUGGUACGGGAAAAACUUCUUUGGCUCAAUUAUCUGCUCAUGACGCUGGUGUCAACUUAUUCUAUUUGAAUGGACCUGAAAUUAUAAGUCAAUAUCAUGGGGAAAGUGAACAGGCCUUGCAUGGUGUUUUUGAGGAGGCAAGCCAAGCUGCGCCUGCUGUGAUAUUAAUUGAUGAGUUGGAUGCUAUUGCGCCUGCAAGAAAAGAUGGAGGUGAAGAGCUGUCUCAAAGAAUUGUUGCUACUUUGCUUAAUCUAAUGGAUGGGAUCAACCGAAGUGGUGGGCCACUUGUAAUUGCUUCUACCAACAGGCCUGAUAGCAUUGAGCCUGCACUAAGGCGGCCUGGGAGACUUGACCGGGAAAUUGAAAUAGGUGUGCCAUCUCCCAAUCAACGGUUAGAUAUUCUACACACAAUACUAAGUGAAAUGGAGCACUCUCUUUCAGUGGCGCAAGUUCAACAUCUAGCUAUGGUUACACAUGGAUUUGUGGGUGCCGAUUUGGCUGCCCUUUGCAAUGAGGCUGCCUUAAUCUGUAUAAGGCAAUAUCAUGAGUUUAAAGUUUCUACUGAUUUCGUUAGUUCUGGUAGAUCUGUUAUAGCAGAGGAACAACAUAUGGUUACUAAGGUGGAUAACGAAGCCGAUGUCGAUCAUAGGAUUUCGGAAUCUGUUCUCUCAAAAGAUGCAAGAAGUAUAUCAGGCAUAUGCUCAAACUCAGCGCCUUUAUCAUUUUCUGAAGAUACUCUUACAUCUGAGUCUUUAGCAUGUGUGUCCUCGAAUGAAGUGGUUGCUGAUAGUGAGGAUAUUUUUAACUCUUCUGAAAUCAAGUGUAGAUUGAAGAUUGCUUUUGAAGACUUUGAGAUGGCUAGAAUGAAAGUGCGGCCUAGUGCCAUGCGAGAGGUCAUACUUGAGGUUCCAAAGGUAAAAUGGGAAGAUAUUGGUGGACAAGGGGAGGUUAAGGUUCAAUUGAUGGAAGCAGUGGAAUGGCCUCAAAAACAUCAGGAUGCAUUCAAGCGAAUAGGGACUCGACCUCCAACAGGAGUGUUAAUGUUUGGUCCUCCUGGAUGUAGCAAAACCCUAAUGGCACGUGCCGUAGCUUCUGAAGCAGGACUAAAUUUCCUUGCAGUAAAGGGCCCAGAACUUUUCAGUAAAUGGGUUGGUGAAUCUGAGAAAGCUGUUAGAUCUCUAUUUGCGAAGGCAAGAGCUAAUGCCCCAUCAAUCAUUUUUUUUGAUGAAAUUGAUGGUCUUGCUGUCAUUCGUGGGAAGGAAAGUGAUGGGGUUUCUGUCUCUGAUAGAGUUAUGAGUCAACUUCUUGUUGAAUUGGAUGGUUUACAUCAGAGAGUUGGUGUCACUGUCAUUGCUGCUACUAAUCGGCCAGAUAAGAUUGAUCCAGCCCUUCUAAGGCCAGGACGUUUUGAUCGGUUGCUAUAUGUUGGGCCUCCAAAUGAAUCCGAACGAGAAGAGAUAUUUCGUAUCCAUUUGUGCAAAGUUCCUUGCAGCCCAGAUGUCAGCACAAGGAAGUUGGCUUCUCUUACCCCAGGGUGUACAGGGGCUGACAUAUCAUUAAUUUGCAGAGAAGCAGCCUUAUUUGCCCUUGAGGAAAACCUUGAGGCCUCAAAAAUAAAUAUGCAACAUUUAGAAACUGCAGCUGGACAUGUGAAGCCAUCUGAAACUGAACCUUAUCGAGAAUUAUCAUCUAGGUUUGAAAGGCUUGUUUGUUCUAGCUCACAAGAAGACAAUGUUGUAUGUCAGCUAUCAGGAUCUAACUGGUUUUCGAUAUGCAGGCCCCUCGUGAAAUCUGCUGCGUUACUUUUUUCUCGGUUUCCAGCUUGGGUUCAUCAUACGCUUGAAGGCUUCAAAUGAGCAGCUACAAAUUGGCUGCUGGUGAUUCAUUUACACAUUGUCUUCAAGCAAUUGUUCUGUCAUGGAAAUCACUCAAGAACAAGGUACUCUUUGAUGGGUUAUUUCAACUAGUGAUCUUGGAACAGUAACUGCGGGCUAUUUUUGUACGUAAAAACAAGUUUUUAAGCACUUGAAAAGUCGUUUCAAAUAGAUUCAACGACGGCAACCAAUUCUUUUGGAAGACCAUGUUUAAACAGGGGUCCCUGAACGAUUCUCGUUCUUUCCAAAAUAGAUUCAACGCUGCCAUUUACAAAUCCUGCUCCGAAGAGAGUAGUUUUCAGGAGCGACAUGGAACAGAUUUGAAGGCUUAUGAACUGCAGAGGGUUGAAGCACAAGUGCUGUGGGUGUACGAUGGAUAUUAUGUUCUUUGGGCUGUUGCUUUCUUUGAAGGCUUGUGAAAGCUUGGCGGUAUAGUUUGGAGCUGAAUAGACUUUAGAAAUGAAGAUCUCUGGCUACUUUUGAAUUGGAGUUAGCUUUUCAUUAUUAUUCUAGUUUUUCUAGCUCAUUUUUUGGUGUAUUUAUUAAUUUUUGUUGUAAUAAUUAUUCAAAAAUCGAAGUAUUAUACCGAAACUAAUAUUCCUUUUCUUGUGUU